Molecule: messenger RNA, 630 nt
Organism: Eimeria mitis
Lineage: Eukaryota; Apicomplexa; Conoidasida; Eucoccidiorida; Eimeriidae
Exons: 2
Coding region: 1-630 (209 amino acids)
Source: RefSeq, a predicted model, not a curated record
AUGCUGCAGGCAGCAAGAAGAGAGCUUCCUGCUGCUUCAGCUCGCGUGCAGGAGCUGGCGGAGAAAGCGGAUGCUGCUGCUGCUGCUGCUGCUGCUGCUGCUGGUGAUGCUGAUGCUGAUGUUGGGAUCGAUGCUGAUGAGCUCGAUGCAAUAAUGAAGACGUUGCUGCCGAUGGAGCAGCAGCUGCUGCAGGCGCGGCUGGAGCUGCAGCGGGUGCAGCAGGCGUUUGCUGCUGCAGCAGCAGAAGCAGCAGCAGUUCGUGUUGAGGGGGGAAAGGUUGGCUUAGCUCGUUCUGUGCUGCAGUAUAUGCGGAGCCGUGCAUGGAUAAAGGAUGAUUACACUUCUGCUGCUUCUGCUGCUUCUUCUUCAGCAGCAGCAGCAGCAGCAGCAGCAGGGGAUGAGGAUAGUAUAGUUCACCCACUGGUGAUACAGCGGAGAAAGCAGGCGGUGCUGCGUGCGGAUGCUUUGCUGCACAACCUGCUGCAGAAGAAGUUGAGACUGAAGGAGACGUUGGUGCGGCUGACGAGAGAGAGAGCAGCAGCAGCAGCAGAUGAAGCUCUUGCUGAGCCAAGCUGUUCUCUCGUUUCCCCAAAGAAGCUCACCCACAAAGACACUAUAAUAAAUUUAUAA